AUGUCACAAGUUACUCGACAAGAGUCAAUAUUUCAUAGCCUUACUUCUGAAGCUGGUUUAAAGUUGAAAGGCAUUGGAGAAGGACCACAUGAAUUAGGCAAGCUAUUAAAAAGUGAAAUUGAGCCUUCAGCUUUUCGACGCGAACUUAGUCAAAAAAUUUUAUCUCAUCCGCAGUAUCCGGAUCCAAUUAUUAAUCAAUUUUUAGAAGUAUUGCAAGAGCUAUUUGAUGAAGAUCCUGUACAAUUUAUUGCAUGCUUACAACCUCUUUCGGUGAAUGGUCAAUCAAGAUUCGGUACCACGGCAGAUAGUUUGGUUAGAAUUCUAUUGGGCAUCGAUUUUAUUCAAUCGAACUUAAUUGAUCAAUUACUGGAGAGAUUACCAACAUUCAUUUCAGACUCAGAUAAUGAUAAUGUUGAAUCUCCAAUUCCCCGACUAAUACUACAACAAUUGAAAUGGCUGGAAUAUACGGUUAAUCCUCUUCGAUUGGUAGAUAAGAUAUUGGAGAUGAUUCCCAUCACUCCUUUAGGUAUUCAAAGAGAAAUUAUAACAAGUUUACCUGAAAUCAUUAAUGAUUCGGAACAGAAUACGGUUAUCCAAGCUCUGAUAGAACUGAUCGAUCAAAACCAUCGGUUAAUAGUCCCAAUUCUUGAUGCUCUUUCCAACUUUACAGUUCAAGGAGAUUAUAUGAAUAACGUUCGGGAAACGGUCUUUGAUCGACUCGAUUCAGCAGACUUGGAAGAUUUGCCUCUUGUUGUCAAAUUCUUGCUUCAGACAGCUACCUCUGAAGAUGCUAAUGAAAUCGUGAGGCAAAUUAGAGAAAAAGUCGAUUUUCGAUCAAUUGGGAGAUUACAAAAUGAAGCCAGUCAAUCGAAGCGUAAUCAGAAAAAGAAAAAAGAGAACAUUCCCGAAUCCUUAAUUCUUGAUUCAAUCAAAAAUGGAAUUCAAUUUCAUAAAUUCGUUAUGGACGCAUGGAUUAAAGUCAUUAACGAUGUUAAAGUGCCGGCAAAUCACAUGAUUAUUGACAUAUUAAUUUUGCUGAUCAUGCAUUCCAUUCCGGGUAUAAAAAAAAAAGUUGAAAAUAUCUUUCGUAAAAAAAUUGAAAGUGGUUUAUUCACCAGAAAACUUUUGGAAGAAACCAUCGCGUGUCAUUACGAAGGCUUGCAAGGAUAUUUUAAUAAUAUUAUUUCACUAUCAGAAAGUCUUCUUCGAUCCAGUCAACAACAAGCAACGUUAGCACGGGCAGCUUGUUCACUAUAUCAUAGUACAUUCAUAGUAUUCGAAACUUAUGAACAACAAGAGAUUGUAGUCUCAUUAGUAACGCAUAUAGGGAGUGGCUCAAAUACUGAGACAGAUUCUGCGUUAUCGGUGCUUUCACAUCUUGCUGAAGCGACUCUCGCAAAAUUAAGUCGAUUCGCAAUUUUUGUGAAAGGGAUCUUAGAUUAUUUGGAUAAUUUAUCAGUGGAUCAGAUAAGAAUACUAUUCGACGUGUUAAGUAAACUAGUAUAUGAGGAUGCUAACUAUGAGGAUGGUAGCAGUAGUUUGCUUUCCGAAUUUUCAAUUGUUAUUCAGAAACAAUUGUCGAAUUCUAGCGAAAAAUAUAAACAAAUUGGAGUCAUUGGAACUUUAGCUUUAGUGAAAACUCUGGGUGCUAAAGAAUUGAGUUCAAAUGAUGCUUCAAAAAGGAACUUGCAAAAUCCUUUCUUAAAUGUGAUACAAGAAAAUCUUACAAAGAUUGAACGACAUUGUGCAAGAUCAAUGGCUUGUCUUGCCUUUGCGUAUGAUGAGCUUGCCUAUUAUGUUACUCGUGAUCUUUUAGAUAAAGAACUUGUUAAUUGGAUCAAUGAGAAUUUGGCUUCCCCAUUUCAAGAUUUAUUUAUAUUAGAUAAUGAUGAUGUAUCAGUUCAUAUUAAGGAAUCUUAUCAUUUUCCAAGGAUUUCUAUCGAACCUUGGAUGAACUUAGAUGGUGAAUUAGUUAACAAUAUAUAUCCAUUAUUAUGUGAACCUUAUAUAUCCGCGGAUGUACGUACCAAUCUUGGUAUAAAACGCGAUUGGAUAAUAUGCUCUUGUUCAAUGUUUAAAUUAUGGCAAGCAUGUGAAAAGGCCAGUAAUAAAGGAGCAUUAGAAAAUAUCGAUGCUUUAUUGGGUAUGGGAAUUCUCAUGUACGAAAAACAGACAGCCGACCAUAUGAAAAGUAAUAAUUAUACGAAAUUAAUGUUCGAAACUACCUGUAACUCGUUAUUUUACGCAAUUAACUGGUUUCGAGAGAUCGUUAACGCAUUUUGGGGCCAGCAUGACUUUGAUAAUGUGACUUGUAAGAAAGUUAUAACAAGGCUACAGAAUAUAAAUGAAUUGGAGAAUUUAUUGACCGAGUUAUUAGAAGUAGCUCCAACCUUUCAGCCCUUUGGAUUUGGAGUUCCUACACAAAAAUCGGUUACAAAAAUUAGAGCAGUUUCCAUACCAGUUAAUUCUUCCCAAAGAAAUCUUAUUAGAGUAGGUAAGACGGCAAGGCGAUCAGCUAUUAGUAAAGGAAAGAUAUUAAGUGCUCAUGAACUUAAAGAUAAGGAACCUAAGGAAGGCUCCGAUGAUAUAAUUCGAUUACAACCAAAGGAGAUUAUUUACCUUCUUGAAGAUCUGGAUCGAAAGCUUGAGCACAAAUUAUCUGCACCAAUAACAAAUAUACCUUUUUUUGCCAAAAAGUUGAAAAAGAACGAGAUUAAUACAAAAUCCAAGGGAUUUAGCUUAAUUUCGCGACAAUCUGCGUUAGAGAUUGUCAAUACAGUCUCUGAAAAAUAUUUACCGAUUCUUUUAAAUCAAUUUGAAUCUAUAUGCGACUUACUAGACCCAGAUAAUGACGUCUUAUUGGAGAAAGAUGAGGAAAAUGAAGCCAAACGGUGUCUUGAAUUAUUACUAGAAAUCAUGCUUCGACUAGUUUCAUGGUCUGAUUUAAAAAGUCCGGAUAAUGUACACACGUUACUCAAUGUUUUGAAUCAAAUUUCUUCAAGGGGCGAUUCAUCUUCUGAAUCCACGACGUCAUUGACACAACACGAAAUUCUUCAAAUUUCUACCAAGGACGCAUUUAAUUAUUUACUUAAAUUUUCAUCAAAACUUCCAACUGCAAAUUUGGCAAUUUUGUUCCAUAAAAUACUUUGCAAGAUUAAUGAAUUUUCACCUGAUACAAAUGAACUGUCUGCUAAAUCUGGAGAUAUCGCACGUUAUUUCGCAACUUAUCAAUGGCAGGAUCGAAAACAAAUGAAACCUGCUUCAAUCGUAUAUCUUAUACAACAAGACAUUCAUUAUUCAAUAGAUAAAAUAGAGAGAAUCAAAUAUUAUGCCGAUUUGGUUCUUCCCUCUCUUGAAAAUUGUGAGGAGGAAGUAUUGCAAGCAAAUCCAUUAUUUAGUAAGGAUACUUUCCAGCAUUUUUAUAAGGCCUUAUCUAUAGAGUUGAUUGAAGCUUUACGGGAGUUUGAGAUGAACAAGACUACGGAAGAAAUUCUGGUACAAUUUACCAACAUGGUUUAUUGUUGGCAAAAGUUAGUUUCUUUUAUAAAGAAAAAUCAUAAGCGGACUAUACUCUCCGUGAUAUUAAGAUAUGGUCGGGGAUUUAUUGACUUGUUUGUUAAAAAAAUGUUACCAUUCAUGGAUGAAAGUUUCAAGUUACAUCGAGAAACUAUAUUGGUAAUUUUUAAAGACUUCCAAAGUGCAACUCGAAAUAUUCAAACACUUUGCACUCAUGUGAAGGUGGUUAAAGAUACUAUGUUGGCGGCAAUGGUUCCAGCUGUAAAGAAAUCUUUAGAAAUAGUAAUUUACCAAGUUAAAGCUAUGCUGCAGCAUAAUGAACUCCCUCCUGAAGCAUUUUUCAUGGGAGCUCUUAAAUGCCGUGAUCUUGAAGGAAAUGUAAUUGAUCCUGAUAUGAAGACAGAUGAGAAUACAAGAGACGAAAAUAGCACAAAGAAAACAACUCCUUCACAAUCGGAUGAUGUAGAAAUGGGAGAUGGUUCUUCAUUUGAAAAGAAUGAAAGUCAUAAAUCUGAUGAAGAAAUGGAUAAUGUGUCAGUCGCAAAAGCUGAUUCAAUAAAUUCCGAUGAUGAACAGUACAUAAUUGACCUCUUAGAUGAUUAUAAUGAGGAAAAAGAAUUAGGGAGCAUUAGCAAAAAGGGUAGCAAGCACGUUUUGUAUUCAGCGGAAGAAGAUAAUAAUGUCGAUGAGAAUGAAGAUUCCGAAAGUAAUAAUAAUAAUAGUCGGAAAAAAUCACGAACAUCAAAUUCCAAAUCAACACGACGACCAAGGAAAAACAGUUAA
This is a messenger RNA of Funneliformis caledonium, 4299 nucleotides long. The record is from the annotation of a GenBank genome assembly. NCBI's taxonomy places the organism in Eukaryota, Fungi, Glomeromycota, Glomeromycetes, Glomerales, Glomeraceae.